Messenger RNA from Notothenia coriiceps (black rockcod), 2851 nucleotides. Its product is annotated as copper-transporting ATPase 1-like. Bases 81 to 1019 code for a protein of 312 amino acids. The record is from RefSeq and is a predicted model, not a curated record. The transcript is spliced from 6 exons. Gene Ontology annotation, cellular component: membrane. Lineage: Eukaryota; Metazoa; Chordata; Actinopteri; Perciformes; Nototheniidae. Gene Ontology annotation, molecular function: transporter activity; ATP binding; ATP hydrolysis activity.
UUGUCUAACCUCAUUGAUCUCUGUGUGAAGGCCUCGUCCAGACGGCCACCUACGUUGUCCUGAUUGGAAACAGAGAGUGGAUGAAGAGGAACUGCCUGCAGGUCAGACCGGACAUCGAUGAGGCCAUGAUCGAGCACGAGCGCAGAGGACGCACGGCUGUCCUCGUGGCUGUCGACAACACUCUGUGUGCGAUGAUAGCCAUAGCGGACACGGUGAAGCCAGAGGCGGAGCUGGCCGUCCACACCCUGCUCAGCAUGGGGCUGGAGGUGGUGCUGAUGACCGGAGACAAUAGCAAGACGGCACGAGCUAUCGCUGCUCAGGUGGGCAUCAGGAAGGUGUUUGCCGAGGUGCUGCCCUCCCACAAGGUGGCCAAGGUGGAGCAGCUGCAGCAGGCAGGAAAGAUCGUAGCCAUGGUGGGCGACGGCGUCAACGACUCUCCUGCUCUGGCCAUGGCUGACGUAGGCAUCGCCAUAGGAACCGGGACAGAUGUGGCCAUAGAGGCAGCAGACGUGGUGUUGAUCAGGAAUGACCUCCUGGAUGUGGUGGGCAGCAUCGACCUCUCUAAAAAGACCGUCCGGAGGAUCAGGAUCAACUUUGUCUUUGCUCUUAUCUAUAACCUGGUUGGCAUCCCUAUUGCUGCUGGUGUGUUUCUCCCCAUUGGUCUGGUGUUACAGCCGUGGAUGGGCUCUGCUGCCAUGGCGCUGUCCUCGGUCUCCGUGGUCUUAUCUUCCCUGCUGCUCAAAUGUUACACAAAGCCCACGGCGGAGAAGCUGGAGGCCAGGCUUGGGAACAGCAGGCGUCCGGGCAGCCUGUCCGACGUCAGCGUCCACAUCGGGAUGGGCGAGAUGCGGCGUCCCUCCCCCAGACUCAGCCUGCUGGACCGCAUCGUCAACUACAGCCGGGCCUCCAUCAACUCCCUGCGCUCCGACAAGCACUCCCUCAACAGCUUGGUGCUCAGCGAGCCCGACAAACACUCCCUGCUGGUGGAGGAGGCGCGGUGUGAGGAGGAGUUCUGCUGAGGCUCACACGGCCCUCAUGGUUUUAAGCUGAACUAGAUAACAACAUUUAUUCUAGGCUAGGAAAUUGAAUAACUGCUGCUGUAGGUGCCUUAGGGCGGCACUGUUGACUUGGAAAAAAAGCUUACAUGUCCCUGGGUUUUCUUUUAGCUCAACCAGCUGAUCACAUGCACUUCAGAGAGGGAGGAGGGGGGGGGGUUUCUCUCCCUCAGUUGCAGACUAUCUUUUGUUGAGGUCAUCGCCCCAGGGCCCAGUCUUUGGCCGAGCCUUUGACUCUCUGUGGGCAUGAAGCAUCUACAGAGCUUUGAAGCGUCCACAUCCAGGAAGCAGAGAUAAUCGCCUCUGACCUGCCAGUACAAUCUUUCCAAAGACAUUUUAACCGUGGUGCCCGGUAUAAGAGAAGACACUACCAGGCUAUAUUUGAACACUUAUACCUUAAAUGGGAAAUUAUAAUGUUGUAUAAUUAUAUGUUGUAUUUAUAUUACCCUUAUUUAUCUAUUUUUUUCAUUAUAUUCUAUGUGAAGAGUGAAGUUGUCGAAUCCAAAUGUAUCCACAGAAUGUGUAAUUACUGAUUAAGGAAUGAAGACUCGUGAAGUCAAUCGAAGAAGAAACCAGCUGAAGACUGAAUUUUGUGCUACCUGAGUUAGCUGUUAAUGUCACAAUGUAACCCAAGUGCCAAUCCAAGAACCACCUCGGCAAAGUCCAUCACAUUCCAAAGAUAGCAGCGCACAGAGGUGACUUUGGAUUCAUGUGGAUAAAGUUUGAACAGAGAUAAGGUCAACGCCUCGCAGCAGACGCUGAAUGGUGACUGCAGCUAUAGAACACCUCUCAUAGGUUUCUAUAGGUGUGUCUGCGUCUUCAGUUAAUGAUUCAAUAUGUCUGUCAAUGAAUGUGAACACUGCUCAUUGUUAGAAAUGAACAGAAAUUGUUACAUAGGUGACUUUGUGCUGAAAUUGCUUUAUUUGCUCGUUGCAAAGAGAAGGUUUUGUGUUGGAUGCAGUUCGUUGUGAAAAAGAAAAAUGUGUCUUUUUUUUUUACACAGAAGACAUGUUGACAUGUCACACACAGGAAAAGCAGAAGGGAAGUUAAUAAGGAAUGAUGUUGGGAAACUUUAAUAGAACGGACAUUUUCAGUAACACAUCCUUUUCCUACUCAAAAUGUCUGCUGUGGAAAAGGCCUUUUGCGAAAGCCUUUGUUUUCUUUCUGUCAUCACACUAGAUAAGAUGUUGUUACUGUUUCCAGUGGUGGCAAAUCUGUGCUUUUUAUUAUGUGAUUCACACUGUUGCACUUGAUCGAAGAAACAUCUGUAAACCCAGGGGAGCAGGAAACACAGCUGUGACUCAGCAGUUCCACCAAACAAGUUACUGAGAGGCAAAUGUUGAAGAAUUAAGUAGAUUGUUUCUUUAAAAUCAUUGUAGGAGAGGAAAGGUUGAGAUUACAUCUUGCAAUCAAAGACAGCUUCUGGUCAGCUUUAUUUUUCUAUAAUGUAAAAGUAUUUCAAAAAUGAUGCUGAAUUAUUUUCUGCUGUGUCAAAUCUGGAGAUAAUCAUUACAGUCCAGCUAUUCCUUGCAUUUCUGUGUCCCAAGCUUCUAUAGUAUUUCUGUUUGGUGAUAUAAAAUGCCAUCAGUUUGUCCUGCCACUUUCCCAUGAUGCAUUAUGUUCUGUAGCUAUCACACCCAGCUAGGUGCCAAUCUGUUGUUUGUUCGUGGCUUUGUAAAGAUGUCCAUAGGGCUUAGGCUCUGUGUGCACUUAAAUUUAAGCAAGUCCAUGUUUGCUGUCUUUCAUAGUUCUUCUGAACGUGAUGUGCCUUGGAAUAAAACGCAUUUGUAAUCUCA